AUUUGAGCAUGCCUAAAAAGAAAGGUCGUAACGCUGCAAGGAACAAACAAGAUGAUGAAGAUGACCAAUUAGAUUUGGAGAACGUAAAAGAUGGCAUCGAGGAAAUCGAAGAAGAAGCUGCAGCUCCUAAGAAAGCUAUGACUAACAAGGAAAAAAAGAAAGCGAAGCGAAAGGCUGAAAUGAUGGCUCAAUUGGAAGAUGAAGCUGACGAAGGUUUAUCUACCUUCAGCGCCACUCAACAGGAAAAGAAAAUAGCUGAUAAAUUAGCGGAGAACUGUAAUGAUAUCAAGAUUGAAAAGUUCUCGAUAUCAGCAGCUGGGAAAGAUCUUUUCGUUAAUGCUGAACUUUCUAUAGUAGCUGGAAGAAGAUACGGUAUUGUGGGACCUAACGGUCACGGAAAGACAACAUUGUUACGACACAUGGCUCACCGUAUCCUAGCUAUCCCCGCUAACAUUGACGUUUUGCUGUGUGAACAAGAAGUAAAGGCUGACGAAACACCUGCUGUUCAGGCUGUCUUGAGAUCAGAUUUGAAGAGGGUCAAACUCGAAACUGAGUUGAAGAAGCUGGAAGCUGAAAUGGAAGCAGGUAACGACGACGCAGCUGACCGUUUGAACGAAGUACACGAAGAGCUGAUAGCGAUGGGAGCGGAGGCAGCAGAAGGCCGAGCCAGGAGGAUCCUAUCAGGUCUCCAGUUCACCAGGGAGAUGCAGGAGAGACCAACUCAGGACUUCUCGGGGGGCUGGAGGAUGAGAGUUUCCCUUGCCAGGGCUCUGUUUUUGGAACCAACUCUACUUAUGUUAGACGAACCCACAAAUCACUUGGAUCUGAACGCUGUUAUUUGGCUUGACAACUAUCUUCAGGGAUGGAAGAAAACACUUCUUAUCGUUUCUCACGACCAAGAUUUCUUGAAUAACGUGUGCACAGACAUUAUACACUUAGACCAGCAGAAGCUACACUACUACAGAGGAAACUACAACGACUUUAAGAAGAUGAAUGUACAAAAAAGGAAGGAGCAAGAAAAAGCGUAUGAAAAACAGGAGAAACGUUUGAAGGAGCUCAAGAAGUCAGGAGCAAGUAAAAAGCAAGCAGAGGCGAAGCAGAAAACACAGCAGAAACAGAAAAACAAGAACAAGAAAGAUGUGGAUGACGACGGGCCACAGGUUGAAGAGUUACUAAAGCGACCACAAGAGUAUAAAGUAAAGUUCACAUUUCCCAGUCCCCCAUCUCUGAGUCCACCUAUUCUUGGUCUUUAUGAUGUAACAUUCGGCUACUCCGACCAACCUAAGCUAUUCAACAACAUAGAGUUCGGGCUGGAUAUGGAGAGUAGAAUAGCUAUAGUGGGUCCUAACGGGGUGGGUAAGUCUACACUCCUCAACCUGCUACUUGGCAAACUGGAACCUAAUGUUGGAGAACGCAGAGUCAACCACCGCCUGAGGAUAGGAACGUACAACCAGCACGCGGCGGACCAGUUUCCGUACGAGAAGACGGCUGUGGAGUACCUACAGGACCAGUUUAACCUGGACUACCAGGACGCGAGGAAGAACCUUGGGAGAUAUGGACUUGCUAGUCAUGCCCACACUAUCAAGAUAAAAGCGUUAUCAGGCGGCCAGAAAGCGAGGGUAGUGUUCGCAGAUCUGAGUCUCCGAGAGCCCGAUAUACUGAUUCUAGACGAACCUACAAACAACCUGGAUCUGGAGAGUAUAGACGCUCUGGCAGAGGCCAUUAACGAGUUCACUGGAGGGGUAGUGAUAGUUUCCCACGACUCUCGACUCAUCACAGAAACGAACUGUAACUUGUGGAUAGUUGAGGACCAGUCUAUAGAACAGAUAGACGGAGAUUUCCUGGACUACAAACAGGAAGUGUUGGAGUCACUGGGCGAGGAGGUUAUCCCCUCCCCGACCGGGGAGUUAUAACUCUUACUAACGGUUACCUGGUUACCUGGUUACCUGGUUACCUGGUUACCUGGUUACCUGGGCGAGGAGGUUAUCCCCUCCCCGACCGGGGAGUUAUAACUCUUAGUAACGGUUACCUGGUUACCUGGUUACCUGGUUACCUGGUUACCUGGUUACCUGGUUACCUGGUUACCUGGUUACCUGGGCGAGGAGGUUAUCCCCUCCCCGACCGGGGAGUUAUAACUCUUACUAACGGUGCUCUUUUAGUUGUUAUGGAAUCGUUUACAUGUUACCAUGGUUACGUAAGCCACGUAUCUGCCAUUUAAACCUCUCCUUCGCGAGUUAUUAGGCAGUAAAGAUAGUUAUUAGCAUAACCAUUACAUGGCAUAAGUUAUGUGUAAAUUACCUAUAUUGCUAAACAACCCUCCGGCCACUGACCACUUCAUAGCUAACCUAAUAUGUAAACCCCCUAGCUAACUAAUCUAAUACCCCCCCUCCGGCCCCCUGGCUAACUAAUCUAAUACCCCCCUCCCCCCUCCGGCCCCCUGGCUAACUAAUCUAAUGUGUAAACGAUAUCGUGUUGUUGGGCGUGCAAGUGUUCCAAACAUUUGAGCUCGGCUUUUUUAGCCGUGCUACACGUCAUUUAUUUGUGGUAAAAGUGUUGUUAUCUUCAAAAUUAAUAUUUUUACCUCCU
This is a messenger RNA of Bolinopsis microptera, 2586 nucleotides long. RefSeq names its product ATP-binding cassette sub-family F member 1-like. The transcript has 15 exons. NCBI's taxonomy places the organism in Eukaryota, Metazoa, Ctenophora, Tentaculata, Lobata, Bolinopsidae. Bases 9 to 1913 code for a protein of 634 amino acids. The record is from RefSeq and is a predicted model, not a curated record. Gene Ontology annotation, molecular function: ATP hydrolysis activity; ATP binding.